This is a messenger RNA of Tripterygium wilfordii, 737 nucleotides long. Its product is annotated as bZIP transcription factor 44-like. Gene Ontology annotation, cellular component: nucleus. The coding region runs from base 35 to 502 and encodes 155 amino acids. The transcript is spliced from 2 exons. Lineage: Eukaryota; Viridiplantae; Streptophyta; Magnoliopsida; Celastrales; Celastraceae. Gene Ontology annotation, molecular function: DNA-binding transcription factor activity; transcription cis-regulatory region binding. The record is from RefSeq and is a predicted model, not a curated record. Gene Ontology annotation, biological process: positive regulation of DNA-templated transcription.
UAUAUAUAUAUAUAUAUAUAUAUAUAUAUCAUAUAUGGCGUCUUCUAGUGGGAAUUCAAGCUCAGUCUCCAUUACCCAGCUUCAGAACUCAGGAUCUGAAGAGGAAAUGAUGGACCAGAGAAAAAGGAAGAGAAAGCAAUCAAACCGGGAAUCUGCAAGAAGAUCCAGGAUGAGAAAACAGAAACACUUGGAUGAUUUGAUGGCUGGAGUGGUUGAAUUAAGGAAGGAAAAUGACCAAAUCUUCACAAGCAUCAAUGUCAAAACACAAAACUUGCUGAAUAUUGAGGCUGAAAACUCCAUUUUGAGAGCUCAAAUGAUGGAGUUAGGCCAUAGACUCGAGUCUCUGAGUGAGAUCCUUCACUUUAUCAACAACCCAUCUAAUGGUGUUUUUGAGACUCAUCAUCAUCAUGAGGACAUGCUUCAUCAUGAUCAUGACCAUAAUCUGCUUUAUCUUAACCAGCAACCAAUCAUGGCAUCUGCAGAUUAUACCUUCCCAUAUUGAUAAAAUAGUCAAUUAGGGGGUUCGAUUUAUUGUCAUAAUUAGUAGUAUUUUGAGUAUGCCGAGUCAUAUGAUUAUGAAUGGUAAAUUAAGGGAAAAAUGGUGAUUUGAGUACUUGUGGAGGUAAAUAAGCUCUGUGUGUGAAAAAAUGGUGUGGGAAGACUGAAGAGUCCUUGAUGUAUUGUGCCUGCUUGGCAAUAUUAUAUAUAUAGUGUUCCACAUUAUAUUUAGUUUUUUU